Molecule: messenger RNA, 4143 nt
Organism: Procambarus clarkii (red swamp crayfish)
Lineage: Eukaryota; Metazoa; Arthropoda; Malacostraca; Decapoda; Cambaridae
Source: RefSeq, a predicted model, not a curated record
GCGGGGGAGGUCCGGUUGUGGGCGGAGGCGGGUGUUCGGGUCUGGUGUUGUGCUCCUGGUGCGGACGCGUAUGUACCAGCGGAGGCCAGAGGGGCGGGAGUGCCUUCCAACUACCCACCACAAGCGGCGACAGGCACUUCUGCUCCGAGGUGUGCUUCACCCAGUGCCGCCGCGCCUCCUUCAAGAAGAGUAAAGUCUGCGACUGGUGCCGCCACGUGAGGCCUACUGUCACCUACGUCGACUUCACCGACGGCGACCACCAGCUCCAGUUCUGUAGCGACAAGUGCCUGAACCAGUACAAGAUGCAAAUCUUCUGCCGGGAGACGGAGGCCCACCUUCAGAUGCACCCCCACCUCAACGACCUCAAGCCGGCCUCCAGCAGCGGCCUCAUCACCCCCGACCUCUGGCUGCGGGACUGUGGUGGUCAGAGUAAUGAAACGGACUCCCUGCCAGAGAGUGAGGUCAAAGUUGACUCCCCGUCCUCCCCGCAACCUCCUACUACAACACCUCCCAUGCCAUCCCCAGACCCCACUGAGCCUGUCAAUCUCACCACCACACAGUCCUCCUCCAGGAGUGAGCAUCGAUCCUCACCCUUACUCUCCAGGGGAUCACCAGUUACAGUUCGUCAGGGUCCAUCAAGAUCAGUAGAGACCAGAAGCCCUGGUCCACCGCCUCCAACUCCUCGCUAUGGGCGCCCACGAUUGAGGGACCGUCGUGAGGGUGCCCGAGAGCUGGGGAGAUCCAGGACAGUACGGGCUUCUCUCCAGCUCUCCCGUGCUGGCCACUCUGAUGCCGACAGGGCUGACGAACCAGUUCGUAUGCCAACUAUUCGUGUAAGGCAAUUGGAGUCCCAACAACAGCAACAAGAUCAGAUGUCUGGAGAGCGGGAAAUUGGCAGCAACAGUGAGGUUGGUGGUGAAGGCAAUAGGGCUGUCUCACCUCACCCAUCAGCUCAGCCCCCAGGUCUGCCACUUGGUGGGCUGGGUGGAGGACUGGGCAGUCUUCUGCCAAUGGUAGGUGGUGCACCACUGCUCCUGCCACACAUGCUGCCUCCUGACCUUCCCCGAACACCUCUGCUACCACACCUGCUUCUUCAGCGCCCUGAGUUAUUGCGUCCACCGCCUCUGCGGCACCCACUACUGCAGGGCCAUCCUGCACCAGCACCACCUACACCAACACCACACACAGCAGUUCCUCCACCUCUUCCAGGGCCACCCAAAACCCAAGGAUCCUUAUUACCUCCUAUAACUGUGCUUCUUCCAUGCCCUCUGCCCAUCCCUAUUCCCAUUCCCAUUCCGGUCCCCAUUCCCAUCCCCUACAUACCCCGCAAUGAUAUGCCUGAGGCUCGUCAACCUCCACAGAGAGAGCCACCAGGACGACCACGAACGACUCCCCGUAAAGAAGCCUGUCGCACUGGUUCUGUAAUCAAUGGCCCUGUGGCUGUUCCAACAAGUUCAGGAUCAGUACUCCAGUCCUGUUCUGGCCCUGUAGCACCACCGCCACCACCCACAUCUUCAUCCUCCAGUGAUGGUGAAAGGAGCACACACCCAAGACCAGAUCGGGAACGUCGAAGUAUUUUGAGAUAUACGUCAGAUGUAUAUGAAAUCAAUGGAAUGUUUGUUCCACGGGAUUCUACCUGGGAUUCACCUGAACCACUGCAGCUGCGUCGUGCCCUUGUGGGAGACCCCAGUCAUGAGUCUCCUUAUGAUCAUCACCAUGAGUUUGACUCUCGUGAUGUGUCUCGGAGUCCAUCCCCAGAUGCCAGUGAAGACAACAAGGAUGCCCUGGUAAAUCUGACGAGAAAAAGAGAGGAAGAAACGAGCACUGUCAAAAGGUUGCUUGGAGAUGACGAUGAAGAGGAGGAAGAGACAAAGUCUGUAGAUGUUUCUGAGGCAGAGGGAUCCCCAGCAUCCACUGCCCCUUCCACAGCACAAGGAGCAACCACCAGAAAGCGCCACACGGCCGGGGACCACCACCAACCUCUGCCUAAAAAAAAACACUUGUUAGUGUGACCCCGGCCUGUUCCUCAGGCACCAGUGGGUUAGCACCAGUGCAUAACAUCUGUAGUACCUAAAACCAAAAACAUUGGGCAAGGCAAAGAACACAAGUGAGCAUGGAAAGCAACAACAAAAUUGAAGCAUUAGAUGCUCAUUUUAACUUGCUUAAAUUUGUGUGGCAGGCAGAGCAAGAUUGAGAGUACUGGGGUGAGAAUUAUGGCUUGUCACAUUAGGGAAGGCUGCGGGACUUCUCUAUGCAGAGGAACAUCUUCCGCAGAUGUAACACAUUUUGCAGUAAAGAAAGAGUAUUGAGGUAUUGUCAUAUGUUAGCCUGUCAGUUAAUUUGAGGUUUUAUGCUAAAUUUUUUUAUAAAAUUUUAAUGUUUCAUUAAGAACUUGCUGAAAAAUACAAAUACAUUUUUAUUAUUAUGUAAGAUGAAAAAGUGUAUUAAUGAAAAUUAAUUGGCCCAGGUAUCAAGACAGCAAUACCAGCUAAUGCUGUUUUAUCAAUAAUAUUUUGAUCAGCUGUAACUGUGUUCUGAUACCAGCUGGUACAGUUCCCUAUCAAUGCUUUGGCUUCAGUCAAAAUGUAUCUCUUGUGUGGUUUGUCUUCAACAGUAUAUUCGCAAAAAUCUAUAUGGUGUUCUGCCGUUUCACUGUACAAUGGUGUCACUAAUGGUGUGUUAUGCUUUGUAUGAUAAGCUUCUAUGUAUAAUUGUACAAUGAAUUGAUAGAUAUGACUGUAUAUACAGUAAUAUUAUAUUCAUAUUACUUGUGUUAUAAAUGUUUGAUGUUGAUGAUACAUGUAUACAUGUUCUGUAUGUAUAUGUAUCACACACAUUUAUCUUUUUCACAGACUUUUGUAGCAAGCUCUCUUCCUUUCUUUCUGUUCCUAAAAGAUCUAGUCAUUGGGGCUGGUUGACAGUGUUUUGUGAGAUUGGUCUGCCGGUACAGUGGUUUUCUGCAAGACUGACGAAAGGUUGUUAAAAGUGAUUCACAUUACGAGGAGGAGCACUAAUCAUAAAAUUUAUUUCUAAAUAUAUAAGAAUCAUAUUUCAGUGAUGCUUAAAAAGUAUAGAAAUAUAACUGAUAUCACCUUUAAUUAUGAUAUAUAUAUAUAUAUAUAUAUAUAUAUAUAUAUAUAUAUAUAUAUAUAUAUAUAUAUAUAUAUAUAUAUAUAUAUAUAUAUAUAUAUAUAUAUAUAUAUAUAUAUAUACUUUUUAUUAAUAUUAUCUAUUCCACCACAUUAGCUACAGUAUAUUAGAGCAUUUGAAAAAUACUUUACUAUACUGUAGUAUCUUAUUGUUAAUACAGUAUCUGAUAAUUUUAACCCAAUUUGAAAACAAUAAUAUUCUCUUUGUGCCAUAAGACAAGAUAAACAAAAUAGAUCAUUUGAAUUCUAAAUAAUGGUUCAUUUUGCAGUGGAUUUUUCCAUGUCUACUCAACAUAUUGAUACUGGAUGUUAAAUUCUUGACAUACAGAACAUCCAGAUGUAUAGUAUACACCAGGUCAAUUUAAACUUCAGACUUUGAUAUGGUGUGGUCAAUUAGAGACAAAGUUAUUCUCUGGCGAGUUAUUUUGGAGACUGGUGCUUGUAAUAUGUAAAUUCAUGGAAAUCUGGUUUAUUCUUGUUAGUAAUCACAAGCUACAUUAAAUUUAAGUAGUACGUUCAUUACAUAAAAUUGUGAAGUCAACAAAGGAAACCAGACAAGUAUCACAGAUCACCAAAAGUUUUUACAACAAAAUUUGUGUGGUUAAGAUAAUCACUCCGUCAGCACCUUGGGUGUGUAGAUCACCAUUCUGUCAGGACCUUGGGAUGUGUAGAUCACCACUCCGUCAGGACCUUGGGAUGUAUAGAUCACCACUCCGUCAGGACCUUGGGGUGUGUAGAUCACCACUCCGUCAGGACCUUGGGUGUGUAGAUCACCACUCCGUCAGCACCUUGGGAUGUGUAGAUCAUCACACCGUCAGGAUCUUGAGUGUGUAGAUCACCACUCCGUCAGGACCUUGAGUGUGUUGAUCACCACUCCAUCAGCACCUUGGGUGUAUAAACCACACAAUUGUGCUUCAGUGUUGUAAUGUGCAUUCCAGUCCCGCGUUGUCCAGGUAGCAGCAACUCUGUAACAAUAAACUUACCACUAAGGUGA